This is a messenger RNA of Anopheles bellator, 2189 nucleotides long. RefSeq names its product dual specificity protein phosphatase 3. The coding region runs from base 521 to 1165 and encodes 214 amino acids. The transcript is spliced from 5 exons. Gene Ontology annotation, biological process: negative regulation of MAPK cascade; protein dephosphorylation. NCBI's taxonomy places the organism in Eukaryota, Metazoa, Arthropoda, Insecta, Diptera, Culicidae. Gene Ontology annotation, cellular component: cytoplasm. The record is from RefSeq and is a predicted model, not a curated record. Gene Ontology annotation, molecular function: protein tyrosine/serine/threonine phosphatase activity; MAP kinase phosphatase activity.
CUCGGAACGGUUGCAGCGCACGUGCCGGAAUCCGUUGAAGGUUUUCGCAACAUUCGCCAACCGGUCUUGCCGGACUCGCCAUUCCGAGUGUCUCGAACUUGCGCGAAUCGAACGCAAACGUUUGCCAAGAAUUUAAAGAUAUUAAACAGUCGUCGGGCAGCGCGCUGCGUUGUUUGUUCUAAUUGCGUCACGUAGAAAAUUGGUCACGGCUAGUCGGUCACAGUCCGGUGUUCCUGCGGGUGUUCUACAGUGGAAAAGUCACUACAAAAUACUAGGGAAUCCGAACCAGUUGGAAAGCGCAAAAUUAUUGAAAGGAAAAUCGAAAAGUGAAAUCAAGCGUUGAAACGGAAAACGAGGUUCGAUCGCCACAAUAAUUAGCAAAAGCGGCGUGGGGCAACCCUUUGGACGGAAGUCCGUAAUCGCGACGGAAUCAUCGUAGCCGCGCGUUCGGUACCGUGAUCGAUUAAACAAACGUCCAGCGCAACAGACACCACCAGCCAGCAGCACCCCACCGGCAACGAUGUCCUGGCGAUACGCGUAUCUGACCCACUACCGGCAAAAUAACGACAAAAUGGCCGACCAGACGACCGGUCGGCAGCUGCAGCGGAUCCUCCACUACUCGGUCACCCCGUGCCGGCCCAUGCUGGGCUUACGACGCUCCGAAUGUGCAUUAUACGACGUGGACUGUGAUGAAGUGUACCCAAGGCUGUACAUUGGCGAUGCAAACUCGGCCCGUAACAAACAGUAUUUGCGACUGAUCGGUGUCACGCACGUCCUCAAUACGGCGGAAGGCACCCGGUUCGGGCAGGUGGAUACGGGCCACAGCUACUACCGUGACAUGUCCGGCAUCAGGUGCACCUUCAGGUACAUGGGCUUCCCGAUGAUUGACCAGCCGUCGACGGACAUCAGCCGGUACUUUUACAUCGCGUCGAAGUUCAUCGAGAAUGGCAUCAACAGUGGCGGGAAGGUGCUGGUACACUGCAUGAUGGGCAUGUCGCGGUCCGCGACGUGCGUCCUGGCGUACCUGAUGAUUGCCCGCAAGAUGUCGGCCGCCGAGGCGAUCCGUACCGUGCGGAUGCACCGCGACAUUCGCCCGAACGAGGGCUUCCUGCAGCAGCUGGCCGAUCUGGACAACGAGCUGAAGCGGGACCGUCUGUACUAUUGACUCGAGUGUGGCCAGCGCUUCAAGAAGAAAUAAUCAAGCCGCUGACGAAGAUGAUGAUGAUGAUGAUGAUGAUGAUGAUGAGUGUAUUAAUCCUAAACCGUUAACCGAUAACUCACGACAGGUCCUGGUCCGGCCGGGGGCUGGGGCCAGGAUGGGAAAAUGGAAACCAAAAAGCAGCGAAAAAACUUAGAAACACCCGGAGGCAGCGCUCUACCCAAUCAGAACCCCCCUACCGCUUGCGGUGGCAAUCGCAAUCAUCAAUCUCUCGCUCCUGGACUCGCCCUAUAAAUCAGACUGCGUGCGCCGCCGGCGGCUCUCGGACACGCAAACCCCACGGCGGGCUGCUGCUGCAAGGUUUCACAUGCGUGCCAUCACAUCAGGGACUAAUGAGACUUUUCUCGUGAGACACGACCCGCCGCCACGCCGGGUUCGCCACUGAUUCAUUAUCUCACCCCUAAAAGAUUCAUUCCGUCGACGCGGGCGACCGAGGGCCAAAAACCGAUGGAAGGAUGAAGGUGAAGGAUCGAGAAAUGCCGGCCACAAUCUGUCCGUGAUGUUUGAUACCCCUCCCGAAUUAACGACAUUACUUCAGCGCUGGGUGGGUCGAGUUUAUUGUUUGAGUGCACAACGCACAUUCACCCACACAGACACUGGCACCAGAUAUUUACAUUUGCCAGCGCCACCACCAACGCGCCCGAUGAAUCCGUUCGGCACCGAUCUCCGCCACGACGACGAAGAAGAGUUGGAAGAGUUUGUUUGUAAGAUUUAUGGGCAAAGAUUAUUCAUCGAUUCCGUGCCACAGGAAUGUCACUGCAAGGACCCGACAUCAGUGGAAGAAAGAAAACCAUUGUCUAUAAAACCGGCCAUCAUCAUCAGGCGAUCCCGCGAACAACUCGAAUAGAAACAACACAGCAAUAGCACUCGGUACCUACUCGGAACGGAUCGAUCCAGGGCAACGCAAACAUACCAGAACCGAUUGUAGUUGUUAGAGAGUCCUUUUGCUAAGAGUUCUUACAACACUUAG